AUGGAAGUGACGGCGGAAGCGGUGGCGGAGAUGGGACUGAAGCAGCGGGCGUACGCGCGGGUGGGGCUCCUCGGCAACCCCAGCGACGUGUACAGCGGCAGGGCGCUGUCCUUCACCAUCGCCGACUUCUCCGCCACCGUCCGCCCUUCGCCCGAGCUGCUCAUCCAGCCGCACCCGCACCACGAUCUCGUCGCCUUCCCCUCCCUCCCUCAACUCGUGAGUCGUUUGCAAAGUGAAGGAUAUUAUGGUGGCGUUCGGCUGCUGAUGGCUAUCUGUAAAGUUUUCUACAAUCACUGUAUUCAAAAUAAUAUCAGUUUAAAAGCUGAAAAUUUCACCUUGUCAUAUGAUACUAAUAUUCCUCGGCAGGCUGGGCUGUCGGGUUCGAGCGCGAUUGUUUGUGCUGCUCUAAGCUGCCUUCUUGACUUCUAUGAUGCCAGGCAUCUAAUAAAAGUUGAAAUGAGACCUAAUCUAAUUCUCAAUGCUGAGAAAGAGGUUGGAAUUGUUGCUGGACUCCAGGACCGAGUGGCACAGGUUUAUGGGGGACUGGUUUAUAUGGAUUUUAGCCAGGAGCAUAUGGACAAGCUGGGUCAUGGUAUAUACAUGCCACUGGAUGUUAAUCUGCUUCCUUCUCUAUACCUCAUCUAUGCAGAGAACCCCAGUGACUCUGGCAAGGGAAAUGUUGGGGAUGGUGUACUUGGUUCGGUGAACAUAAAGAUGGUGGAGGCGGCAUCCAAGUUCACUGGCAGCGGAGGUGCAGUGGUUGCGCUGUGCCCAGAUGGGGAUUCGCAGGUGGAGCUUCUCCGCAAGGCAUGCCAGGAGGCCGGCUUUGUAGUACAGCAAGUGAAAGUUGCUCCCUCGGUGCUGACGGAUGCGGAGCUGUCAAGUUUAUUAGCUUCCUAG
This is a messenger RNA of Miscanthus lutarioriparius, 900 nucleotides long. The record is from the annotation of a GenBank genome assembly. NCBI's taxonomy places the organism in Eukaryota, Viridiplantae, Streptophyta, Magnoliopsida, Poales, Poaceae.